This is a messenger RNA of Plasmodium yoelii, 3492 nucleotides long. RefSeq names its product conserved Plasmodium protein, unknown function. The coding region runs from base 1 to 3492 and encodes 1163 amino acids. The transcript has 4 exons. NCBI's taxonomy places the organism in Eukaryota, Apicomplexa, Aconoidasida, Haemosporida, Plasmodiidae. The record is from RefSeq and is a predicted model, not a curated record.
AUGAGAAAAAUAAAAAAAGACGAAAUAGUGAACGUGCUGUUCACAAUAUUUUUGGUGAUGAUCCAACAACUUUCAUUAUUAUAUAUCAUAUUAAAUAAUACAAAUAAUUAUUUAUAUUUAACUUUUUUAGCAAUAGAUAUAUAUUUAUGUAUAUACAUGCUAUGGAGCUUAUAUGAUUAUAAUAAUGCAGGAGUGAAAAUAUCGAUAGAAUGGAUGCUUUAUAUGAUAACAUUAAGUUUGAAAAUGAUUAUAUUUUGUUUUGUAAUAAUUCAAAUAGAAAAAGCAAAAAAAGGUGAUAAUCCUUUUUUUAUAUAUUUAGGAAAUGAUGUAUUAGUAUAUAAUUUAAUAUAUAUGACCCCAUUUAUUUAUUUAUUAUUUUCAUUAAGAAGUAGAAAUAUAUUAGAAUAUAUAUUAAGUAAUCAAAUAAUUAUUGAAAAUAUAUUAAGUAUUGAUGUAAAUAUAAUUAAUUUAUUAGAUAUAAUUGAUUUGACAUUUAUGUAUUCACAUUUAACAACCAUUUAUAAAAUUUUAUCAGACACAGAACAGUAUAAUAUACAAAAAGUAUAUUUUAUGUUAGUUAUAGUUAUAGUAUCUAUGUUACUAUUUUCUUUUUAUUUUCCCAUUUAUACUAACAUAGAAAAAUCAUAUUCCUAUGAUGAUAUAGAUAUAAAUUUUGUUGUUAAAAAUAAAAAUAUUCGAAAAAAAAGACCAGAUAUAAAUUAUCAAGACAAUUUUUUAAAAACAGAAAAUAAGUUUAUUUCUAAAAAACCAAUGUUAUUAGAUGCAAAAGGAGGUCAAACAAAUGGGAAUGAAACAGGUAUUAAUAAUAUUAGUCGAUAUGUUAAUCAUGCGAAGACUUUUUUAAAUAUAUAUGAUUCAAAUAAAAAAUUAUUAAAAAUGACAAAUACAAUUAAAUAUAAGAAUAAUGAUAGAUCCAAAAUAUCAGAAAAAAAAAUAUUAUUUUCAUCAUCAGAAUCUAUAUAUUCACAAAAAUCUAUUUCAACAACACCAUCUUCUUUUUAUUCUUCAAACAAUUCAAAUGACAUAUUAAGUGAAAAUAUAUUUUCAUCUACAACAUCUUCAAAUACUUCUGCUUUUUCAUUUGAAUUAUCUGAUUAUUCAAAAUCUAAUUCUAAUGAUUUGUCUAUCACUUCCUCUUCUUCACAAACAUCAUCAUCUGAUUCUUCGAAUUCUCCAAUUUAUGCAUAUUUACCUUCUUUUUUUUCUUUUGCCUCUAAAAACCGUAAAAACAAUAAUUCAUAUAACAAAAAAUAUAGAGAUGUAUAUACUGAUGUAUAUAUAACAGCCAAAUUUCAUUUUAUUGUUGGUUUUUUUUUAAUUGAUGUUCCUUUCCUUAUAUAUAGACUUUAUUUCUGUAUCAAAUACAAAGUUGUCCUGACCCUGGUCAUAAAAAAUGUCCUAUUCCUUCUAUUCCGAUCGUUCAAACUUAAUGAAUACAGACUUGUUGAAAAAGAGAAGCAUAAGAAAAAUAAAAGCAAUUUUGAUUUUCAUUUUUAUAAUACUGAGAAUGGUGAUAAUGAAAAUAAUGAUUAUGGACAAUAUGGUGAUCUAAAUAGUUCCGAAAUAUCUCAAUUUGUUUAUAAAAAUAAAAAAAGUGUAAUAUUAGAUGAUCGAAAUAACUAUAAAAGAUGGAAAUAUCGAAAUUCUAUGCGAACUUUUAAAAAUAAAGCAAUUAAUGAAAUGAGCAAAAUGAAAAGUAAAAAAGAAUAUGCAUUUUUGAAAAAAAAAAAUAAUAAAAAAUAUUUAAAAAAAAAAAAAAAAAAAAUAGACAUUUUAGAUAUAUUUAAAGAAGAAUUUCAAGAAAAUAAACAAAAAAUUAUUUUAGAAAAAAUUGCAAUGAAGAAUAAAGAACAAAUAAAUAUGAAUACUGUCUAUUUUGAUAAAUUAGGAAAUAGUGUAAGUAGUGUUGUUUAUGAAAAAGGAACAAAUAAUUCUAUUAGUGGACAAAUUAAUAAUAGUAAUUUAUAUAAUUAUGAUAAUGAUAGUUAUGAUAAAAUUGGAAAAAAUGGAGAAAAUAAAGAAUCCAAAAAUAGUACAAAAGUGAAAUUUAGUUGGAGAGAAAAAAUCAAAUUAAGAAAAAAAUACAAAACUUUUAUAAAUUUAAUUUAUAAAUUAAAAUAUAAAAGAGAAAUUCCAAUUUAUAGAUUUACAAUAAAAGAUCAUAUUACAGAAUUAUAUAAUUUUAUAUUUAAAAAAAUUAAUUGUUCAAAUUAUGUAUUUUUUGAUGAUAAAUUAGUUUUUUCCUAUUUUACAAAUAUGAAAUUUAUGUUAAUAAUAUUUUUAGACUAUUUAUUAAAAAUUGGGGUGACUAUAUUUUUUUUAUUUAUUUUAUUAAAUAAUCAUACAUUUAUAAAUAAGCAAAAUAUAAAUUAUUUCCAUGAUAUACCAAUAAAACAUAAUACAAGUCAUCCAUUAUUAUUUCCUCAAAAUUUUGAUUUUUCGAAAUAUCCAAAUAUAAAAUUACCAAGAAAUCCAAUACAUAUUAAAUAUAUAAACAAAGAUAUUGGGAAUACAUAUAGUAGUACUAUAACAGAAACAAUACCUGGGAUUAUUCCAAAUGGGUAUCUAAAUUUAAAUAUCCGAGAUAAUAUUUUUACAUUAAAAUGGAGUGAAAUUUUUAUAUACGAUAAAAUAUAUAUAUAUGCUUGUAUAGCAUAUUUCUUUUUAUAUUUUAUAUUGCUUAUUAAAGCGUCUACAUUUUUUGAUGUCUUAUUUGGAGCUAUAUUUAAUACUAUAAGGAAUUUAUCUUAUUAUUUUUCCUUAAAACAAUUUAUUUUGUUUUUUUAUACUUUCAAUGGAAAUAUAUAUAACAAAAAUUAUAUAUAUCAAGAUAGGACCAUAAGAAAAUUAAACUCUCAUCUUGAGUAUUAUUUUCUUCUCUUUUUUAAUAUACAUUAUUUUAUAUCAUUUAUUAAGCACAUUUCUUUAUAUCUUCGCAUUUUGUUCAAUUUUAAGUACGUCUAUUAUUAUAGGAAUUUACCAACGGGUGAAGACAAAAAGAAGAACGAAUUAAGAUAUUCUAUAAGUGCCCAUAUCCUAUUUUUGUUGUGUAAAUAUUCCUAUGCACCAGUAAAUUUAAAUACGUUAUUACUUGGAGAAAAUAUAUUAAGCAAUAUUAUAUUAAUUGAUAACAUAAACGGUUUUACUUGGGUAAAUAUAAUAGUAGUUAUAUUAUUUAAAGGGAUACAAAUAUUAAUGACAAAAGUAAAUUAUUUUUUAAUUGGACUUUUUCUUUUACACAUUAUUUUAUAUAUUACUUAUGCAAUUCAUGCACAAAUAUUAAGAUAUAUAAUUCUUAGAAAAAUUGAAAUUCUUUUUACAUUUAAAAAAAUAUUAAUAUCAAACUAUGAAGAAAUACCUCUUGUUCCUGAUGAUAAUUCUUCUUAUAUUACGUGUAGAGAUAUUUUAAAAUAUUAUUCCGAAGAGGGUUUUUUUUCUUCAGAAGGCAAUAUUAUACCAAAUUUUAUAUGA